This is a messenger RNA of Pieris macdunnoughi, 1128 nucleotides long. The record is from the annotation of a GenBank genome assembly. Lineage: Eukaryota; Metazoa; Arthropoda; Insecta; Lepidoptera; Pieridae.
AUGCUAAAGUGCGUAUUAUUCAUCCUGUCGAUCGGCUUCGCGGCGAAUCUCAAUUUGAAUCCGGGAAAAAAAGAUGCAGACACAUGUAUGACAAAAGACAACGACGCAGGGAUUUGCGUAGUAUAUUAUCAAUGCAACGAAAAUGGUACGGUCAAUACUGACGGUGUGGGAAUUCUAGAUGAACGGUCUGGCGAUUUGCCAUGUCCGUCCUACUUAGAUACCUGCUGCAAAAUGUCGGAUACACGUGGAACAGACGACCCUAUCACGCCCAAGCCUAUACAUAGACAAGGCUGUGGCUGGCGAAACCCAAACGGCAUCGAUCCUCUUAUCAGGACAGGCAAGACAGGGGAUAUUGCCCGGUUCGGAGAAUUCCCCUGGAUGGUUGCUCUACUACAAGUACAACCCCUGAGUCCCAAAGAGCCAGGGGCAACGUUUAAUUUAUACAUCGGCGGUGGGUCACUUAUACACACUAGUGUUGUUCUAACCGCCGCACAUUUGGUCAAGACGGCACAUCACUAUCGCGCAAGAGCGGGGGAAUGGGAUACCCAGACGGACAAAGAGGUAUUCCCGUAUCAAGAAAGGGAUGUUGCUGAUGUUGUCAUACACGAGAAGUUUAAUAAACGCAACCUUCACUAUGACAUAGCUCUUCUAUUCCUGGAAUCAGAAGUAAAAUUAGCACCAAAUGUUGGUGUUGUGUGUCUCCCAAUAUCUGAAGCGGACGGCGAAAAAUGUUUCGCAUCUGGCUGGGGCAAGGAUCAGUUCGGGAAGGAGGGGCGCUACCAGGUUAUUUUGAAAAAGGUGGAGUUACCAGUCCUGAACCAUGAUGUAUGCCAGACGCAACUUCGUAAAACGCGCCUCGGGAAAUACUUUCAGCUGAGCAAGACCUUCAUGUGCGCGGGAGGCGGUGAUCAGGACACUUGCAGGGGCGACGGUGGAUCGCCGCUAUCUUGUCCUUUACCCUAUCAAGAAGAUCGAUACGCGGUAAGUGGAAUAGUUUCUUGGGGAAUUGGUUGCGGGCAGACUGGCAACCCUGGAGUGUAUGUUAACGUGGCAACAUUUAGAUCUUGGAUUGACGAGAAUGUUGCCAGACGCGGAUUCGACACUAAAAUGUAUACCUAUUUACUGUAA